Messenger RNA from Notodromas monacha, 2679 nucleotides. Lineage: Eukaryota; Metazoa; Arthropoda; Ostracoda; Podocopida; Cyprididae. The record is from the annotation of a GenBank genome assembly.
AUGGCGGUGUCAAUAAUGAGCGGUAAUCAAAACAAUAAUGGACCGUCGUUCGUGGCCAAUAAGAGUCCUUUAUUGUCGUCAUCGUCAGCAGGCGUGUGCGAAGGGUUUUCGGAUUAUUUUUGCGAAGUUGACGGUGUCAGGAACGAGCUUUUAGCGGAAGCGGCGCAUAAUCAAGGAUUUCCUCUUCACAUCAUUCCGCCUGGUACUCCUCAAAGCCCCGUUUUUCUACAUUCUCCGACACCUUACUGCAAUUAUUUGGAGCCUUUGCGUUCGUUCGACCAUAGCGACGCAACGAUGUCGCUGCUACACUUCCAAAAAUUGCAGCACCGGGGGGAUUCCCUGGUUCCUCCGCGAUAUUUUCCCAACGGCAAUGGCUCGAAUUCCAGUCACGGAAUGCUCUCAUUCGCAGAACUGAUCUCACGAUAUGCUGGCAUAAAUACCGAUCCAACCCUGGUUCCCGCAAAUUUUGCCCCGUUUGCAGUAGCAGCUGCGAAACCCCAACCUGAGCAGCCGACAUCGUGGAUCAAAUCUUCGCCUCGGGCGUCAGAAAAUUCUCCGUUCGACAGUCGGAAGCAACAAGCGGAGAUCUUCAACUUGCAAAAGAUGUCGAAUCACUUGGCAGAGAUGGCUUACAGUCAGCAUGGCUCAAGAAUGAUCCAGCAACACCUGCAACGUUGCACACCUCUUGACAGAGAAGCCAUUUUCUCAGAAAUCUUGCCAGAAUCGGAGAAACUGAUGACUGAUGUUUUCGGCAACUACGUGAUCCAGAAACUUUUAGAAUUUGGUUCCCCAGACCAGCGAACAGUUCUUGCUGGAAAGGCGUUGCGACUCCAUCUGGGAAUGACGACAGGGAUCCUUCCAGUUGUUCCCCAAGAUCAGAUGCACCAGUUGAUCCUCAACCAACAACCCCAAACCCUGCUAUUGGGUCAACAAGUAGCAGCAAGAACGAACCCAUUCUGCGGAAUUCGACCUGGAUUCCAGUUUGAUGACCCGAAUCAAUCACAAACAGUGUCUCCAGCACCACCUGUUGGAACCAUUUACGGAUCUCUGGGACUCGAUCCCAUAAUGGCGGUGUCGAUAAUGAGCGGUAAUCAAAACAAUAAUGGACCGUCGUUCGUGGCCAAUAAGAGUCCUUUAUUGUCGUCAUCGUCAGCAGGCGUGUGCGAAGGGUUUUCGGAUUAUUUUUGCGAAGUUGACGGUGUCAGGAACGAGCUUUUAGCGGAAGCGGCGCAUAAUCAAGGAUUUCCUCUUCACAUCAUUCCGCCUGGUACUCCUCAAAGCCCCGUUUCUCUACAUCCUCCGACACCUUACUGCAGUUAUUUGGAGCCUUUGCGUUUGUUUGAUCAUAGCGACGCAACGAUGUCGCUGCUACACUUCCAAAAAUUACAGCACCGUGUGGAUUCCCUGGUUCCUCCGCGAUAUUUUCCCAACGGCAAUGGCUCGAAUUCCAGUCACGGAAUGCUCUCAUUCGCAGAACUGAUCUCACGAUAUGCUGGCAUAAAUACCGAUCCAACCCUGGUUCCCGCAAAUUUUGCCCCGUUUGCAGUAGCAGCUGCGAAACCCCAACCUGAGCAGCCGACAUCGUGGAUCAAAUCUUCGCCUCGGGCGUCAGAAAAUUCUCCGUUCGACAGUCGGAAGCAACAAGCGGAGAUCUUCAACUUGCAAAAGAUGUCGAAUCACUUGGCAGAGAUGGCUUACAGUCAGCAUGGCUCAAGAAUGAUCCAGCAACACCUGCAACGUUGCACACCUCUUGACAGAGAAGCCAUUUUCUCAGAAAUCUUGCCGGAAUCGGAGAAACUGAUGACUGAUGUUUUCGGCAACUACGUGAUCCAGAAACUCUUAGAAUUUGGUUCCCCAGACCAGCGAACAGUUCUUGCUGGAAAGAUGAAGGGAAAUGUCCUGCAACUCUCGAUGCAAACGUACGGCUGCAGAGUAGUUCAAAAGGCGCUGGAAACCGUCCCCUCAGACACUGCCAAAAUUCUGAUUCAAGAAUUGCACGACCACGUCAUCGAAUCCGUCAAGGACCAGAACGGGAACCACGUGAUCCAGAAAUGCGUGGAAUUCGCCGAACCCGCCACGAAACAAUUCAUCGUCGACGCAUUCCGGGGACAAGCAACGUUUCUCAGCAUGCAUCCCUACGGCUGCAGAGUGAUUCAAAGGAUCCUCGAACACUGUUCGUCCCGUCAAGUCCGACCAUUGGUGACAGAACUGUCCGUGGACCUGGACCGACUCGUCGUGGACCCCUUUGGCAACUACGUCGCCCAACACAUGCUCGAACACGGCAGCCUGGACGACAGAACCCGACUCGUCGCGUUUGCAAGGGGCAAACUUCUGAGUCUGUCUCAACACAAGUUUGCUUCGAACGUCAUGGAAAAGUGUAUCGAGUAUUCGACGGAUUUCGAGAGGAGCCAGUUCCUGGACGAAGUUUGUGGCUAUGCAUCAGACGUUGAUGACCCGAAGCAAAGUCCUCUUUACAUCAUGAUGCGAGACCAGUUUGCCAAUUACGUGUUGCAAAAAAUGCUGGACUUGACGGAAGCGGAAAAGCGAAAGACAAUUCUGAGCAGAAUCGCCCCUUACAUCAAUGACCUUAGAAAAGUGAAUCACGGGAAACAAAUUUUAGCUAAAUUAGAAAAAUAUUUAUCGGAAUCUGGAAUCCAGGAAAAUUUUCAAUCAUCACCC